AUGACCGUUGUCCCUGUGGCGCGAGGCUGGCACAAGUCACCUGCCGUACUGAUGGGAUUUACCGCUAAUUCGGCAUUAGUAGAUGCGAGACAAGAUCAAAGGGAGAUGGCAGGGAAAGAAAGAGAUAGAAUCUACGGGAGAUUUACCGAGGACCGCCGGUGCCGAUUGAAAAAGUCACAAUCUGUGCAUGAUCACCUUGCGGUAUUGGAGUGGGGCUAG
Molecule: messenger RNA, 219 nt
Organism: Dacryopinax primogenitus
Lineage: Eukaryota; Fungi; Basidiomycota; Dacrymycetes; Dacrymycetales; Dacrymycetaceae
Exons: 3
Coding region: 1-219 (72 amino acids)
Source: RefSeq, a predicted model, not a curated record